GGAGCCGCGGCCCGGUCGCUAAGUGACACCCCGUCCCACCUACGGGAGCGCGCCCACGCGGUGACGUCACACGCAGCGGGGUCACCUCCGCGUUUAGGCCCGCCCCUCUGCGCCUUCCGGAAUCCCCCUUGUUUUUUCGUCUCUAGUCCGGGGAGCCGGAGGUCUGGGGAGACAGAAGGCCGGCAACAACGAGUACCAACGGCGGGUCGUCGCGGACCCCUCUCCUUCCCCCAAGAUGGCUCAUUUCUCCUGUGAAGACGAGGCCAGGCUGCAGGCGAUGCUGAAGCAGUUAUUCCAGAGCCUGAAGGAGAAAAUCACGGGUGCGCCCUCCCUGGAGUGCGCCGAGGAGAUCCUCUUACACCUGGAGGAAACUGAUGAGAAUUUCCACAACUAUGAAUUUGUGAAAUACCUUCGACAGCAUAUAUGCAGCACCUUGGGGUCUAUGAUUGAAGAAGAAAUGGAAAAAUGGACAGCUGAUCAAAAACAAGGUGAAGAGUCUGGCUAUGACACAAUUGUACAGCACGUUACUAAAAGGACUCAGGAAUCUAAAGAGUACAAAGAAAUGAUGCAUUCCUUAAAAAAUGUCAUGAUGGUUGUAGUGGAAUCUAUGAUUAACAAGUUUGAAGAAGAUGAUGUAAGAGGUCAGGAGAGACGGAGAAGAAUCCAGGAGGAGGAAAGCAACAGUUACUGCACAGACAAUUGUUCUGAUAGUGAUUCAUCAUUCAAUCAGAGUUACAAAUUUUGUCAAGGAAAAUUACAAUUGAUUUUAGAACAGUUGGAGCCUGGGCAACCUAAAGAGGUGAGAUAUGAAGCCCUGCAAAUAUUAUGUUCAACUCCUCCAUCUGAUGUACUGAACUGUGAAAAUUGGACCACUCUCUGUGAAAAACUGACAAUGUCUCUCUCAGAUCCUGAUCCUGUGUUUAGUGAUCGAAUUUUGAAAUUCUAUGCACAGACAUUUACACUUUCACCACUACAUAUAACAAAGGAAAUUUAUACAAGCCUAGCUAAAUAUUUGGAGUUACAUUUUCUUUCUAGAGAAAGUCAUAUUCCUGCUCUUUCAACUGGCAUAGACAUAAAUAACCCUCAUGUAUAUUGUUUACUUAAAAAGGUUCGUCUUCUAAAUGAGUAUCAGAAGGAAGUUCCAUCUUUCUGGAUUCGUCACCCUGAGAAGUAUAUGGAAGAAAUUGUGGAGAGUACUUUGUCUUUGCUAUCCAUUAAAUAUGAGCAAAGCCAUCUUGUCUCUCAGAAGAUUUUGGAUCCAAUCUACUUUAUUGCAUUAGUUGAUACUGAAGCUGUGUGGUUCAAAAAAUGGAUGCAUGCAUAUUAUAGCAGAACUGCAGUACUAAGACUUCUUGAAAAGAAGUAUAAAUCUCUGAUAAGUGCAGCUGUUCAGCAGUGUGUUCAGUACUUGGAGUUAUGUGAAACCAUGAAGACUGAUGAGGUUUUGGGACCUUCCAGGCAUUGUGGGAACAAGAAGAAAGGUUUAUACUACACAGGAAAAGAACUACAAUAUAUAUAUUUCAUUCACUCACUGUGCUUUUUAGGAAGAUUACUGAUCUAUACUCAGGGCAGGAAACUAUUUCCUAUAAAGUUGAAAAAUAGAAAAGAUUCAGUAUCCCCUACAGGUCUGUUGGUUCUGUUUACCCGACUUAUCUAUUACUCACCAAACUGUCCAAAGAUGACAUCAGAAAAUUAUUCUCCUGCAAGUGUGGUGACUGAAGUUCUACGUAUACUUUGUGAUCAUAAAGAAUGUGCAGUUGAAUGCUUAUAUAACAGCACUGUCAUUGAUGCCCUUCUUCAGCCUAUUAGUAAUUUAAUGAAAGGAACUAAGUCAUCUCCAAAUUGCUCUGAAACAGCCUUAAUUCGUAUAGCUGAUAUUUUGACAAGAAUUGCAUCUGUGGAAGAGGGACUUAUCUUACUUCUUCAUAAUGAAAACAUGAGUUCUUUAGAUGGGAAAAGUCCUACAGGUGUCCAUAUAAUUGCCCAGUUCUCGAAGAAACUUCUUGAUGAAGAUAUUUCUAUUUUUUCUGGUUCUGAAAUGUUACCUAUGGUUAAAGGAGCCUUUAUUUCUGUGUGUCGCCAAAUAUACAGUACAUGUGAAGGCUUGCAGGUGUUAAUUCCUUAUGCCUUGCAUGAGUCUAUAGCAAGAGCAUGGAAAAAGACAAGUUUACUAUCAGAAAGAAUUCCUACUCCAGUGGAAGGUUCAGAUUCUGUGUCUUCAGUGAGUCAGGAAUCUCAAAACAUUAUGGCUUGGGAAGAGAAUUUGUUAGAUGAUUUACUAAAUUUUGCUGCUACUCCCAAAGGACUACUGCUUCUUCAAAGAACAGGUGCCAUCAAUGAAUGUGUGACAUUUAUGUUCAACCAAUAUGCAAAAAAAUUACAGAUCGAUAGGCAUAAAAAGUUUGGCUAUGGAAUUUUGGUUACACAAGUGGCAUCAACAUCAGCAGGGGCUGUAGCACUACAGAGCUCAGGGUUUAUCAAUGCACUUAUAUCUGAAUUAUGGGCUAAUCUGGAAUGUGGAAGAGAUGAUGUUAGAGUAACCCAUCCCAAAUCUACUCCAGUGGAUCCUAUCGACCGAAGUUGUCUAAAGUCGUUUUUAGCGCUGGUGAACUUGUUAUCUUAUUCUGCUGUUUAUGAGCUGGUAUGCAAUCAAGAUCUUCCUAACAAGACAGAAUAUUCUCUUCGUGAAGUUCCAACAUGCAUUAUUGAUAUUAUUGAUAGACUUAUAAUAUUGAAUUCAGAUGCCAAAAUUCAUUCUUUAUUCAACUAUGAACAAUCACACAUCUUUGGUCUAAGGUUGUUAAGUGUGAUCUGCUGUAAUCUUGACUCACUUCUCCUAUUGGAGGUUCAGUAUCAAGUAUCUGAAAUGCUACUAAAUGCUCAAGAAGAAAAUAUGAUAGAGACCUCUGAGAACCACAGGGAUUUUAUAAUUGAUGGACUAUCAAUAGAGAGAAAUCACAUUCUUGUUAGACUUAAUCUUAUUGGUGGGCCUAUGGAACGAAUUUUGCCUCCAAGGAUACUAGAAAAGGGUGAUGAUCCAUAUCCUUGGCCAAUAUUUUCAUCGUGUCCUUUACCAAAUUGCUAUUUGUCCAAAGGAACAAGAAAUGCUGAACUCAAACAAGACAGUGAUCUUGGAAAUUUUUUAUUGUACUCCAAAAUGUCUGAUAAACAAACUGAGUGGACAGAAAAUUGUCGAAAACAAUUUUGUGAACUGAUGAAGACCAAGCCCGAUAUAAUCAGUGGAAGUGUUUUAAUAGAAUUACUUGAAAAAUUUGUGCUUCAUCUAUCGGAAAGCCCAUGUGACUGCUACUUCCCCUCAGUAGAAUACUCAGCUAUUGAUGCAAAUGUGAAAAAUGAGACUCUUUCAUCUGUGCAGCAACUUGGAAUUAGAAUGACUGUCAGGUAUGGUAAAUUUCUCAACAUAUUAAAUGAUGGCGCAGAAAAUGAUCUUUCCUUGGUUUUAAAGCACUGUGAGAGAUUCUUGAAACAGCAACAAGUUCCUGUAAAAUCUUCUCUUCUUUGUCUUCAGGGGAGUUAUCCUGGCCAUGACUGGUUUGUGUCUUCUUUGUUCAUAAUAAUGUUGGGGGACAAAGAGAAAACAUUCAGAUUUCUUCAGCAGUUCUCCAGGCUUCUGACCUCUGCAUUUCUUUGGUUGCCAAGACUACAUAUUUCUAGAUACCUACCUACUGAUACUAUAAAAUCUGGCAUCCACCCUGUAUACUUUUGCAGCACUCAUUAUAUUGAAAUGCUACUAAAGGCAGAAGUGCCACUUGUGUUUUCAGCUUUUCACAUGUCUGGUUUUGCGCCAUCUCAGAUAUGUCUGCAGUGGAUAACUCAGUGUUUCUGGAAUUAUUUAGAUUGGAUAGAAAUCUGCCAUUAUAUUGCUACUUGUGUUCUCCUUGGCCCUGAUUAUCAAGUAUACAUCUGUAUAGCUAUAUUCAAACAUCUGCAACAGGACAUUCUACAGCACACCCAAACUCAGGACCUUCAGGUUUUCUUAAAAGAAGAAGCACUGCAUGGGUUUCGAGUGAGUGAUUACUUUGAAUUCAUGGAAAAUUUGGAGCAAAGCUACCGACCUGUACUAAUGAAAGACAUGAGGAACAUUAGAGUACAAAGUGUAUAGAUCAUAAAAUGCACAACUUGAUUUUAUGUUUUAUUUAUUUAUAAGAGAAACAAAGGAAUUUGAUUGUCCAUAAGGAACUUGUGUACAUGAGUUGUGAAUAUUCAUACUAUAAACCAAUGCUGAGGUUUUGGAUAUAUUCAAAUAAUUAUUAGCUCAAUUUGUAACAUAAAUUAAAUUCACUUUUAUAACCUCUUUUGUAAAAUUAUUUUAUGUCUUGUUUAUGCUUCCUUAUUGCCUCUUAUGUUUAAAUGUUUAAGAGAUAAUUCCAGGGGCUGGAGAGAUAGCACAGCGGGUAGGGCGUUUGCCUUGCACGCGGCCGACCCAGGUUCAAAUCCCAGCAUCCCAUAUGGUCCCCUGAGCAGCGCCAGGGGUAAUUCCUGAGUGCAGAGCCAGGAGUAACCCCUAUGCAUUGCCAGGUGUGACCCAAAAAGCAAAAAAAAAAAAAAAGAGAUAAUUCCAACCACUCUCUUUUUCACAAAAUGAUGAAGUAUUUUUUUUCUAGUAAGUCUGGAAAGAAGCAACACUAUUGUAAAUGAUUAUUUGAGAAGCCAGAAAAUCAGUAGAUGUGAAUUAAAGACAAUUUUGUUUUUAAAAAAUAUUUUAACUGUCUGAACAUAUCAAAUAAAAUAGAAAAAAAUCACAAACUUAACAUGUGAUUUUUAUCAUGGAAAUGGAUAAGAAAAUUUGCUCUCAGGCAAAAUUGUUUUUCUAGGAACAUCUUUUGAUACCUUCAUCAAUUUGUAAUUUUUUUAUAUAAAAUGUACUCUCUACCAUACAUGCUUCAUUUAAAAGAUAGUUUUUUAUUUUUUUUCAACAGAUAGAUUGGCCAUUUCAUACUGAUAAACAUUUAACGCAUUUAUUUUAUGUUUUCUUAUGAUAGUUUGAUUUGAACUGAAUUUGAAACCAUCAGAGAAUAGAGUUCUAAAUUAUUAAAUGACAGUCUGUUUUAAGUCGAGGUGAGCUCUGAAGACAAUAUAAUCUAGGGGAAUCUAUUUUACUAUAACAUAAUGGAUCCAUUUAAUAUGAGUUAUAUAAGGUAAAUGAUGUUUAUAGUUAUUGAUUUUUGCUCACCAAUUUUACCAAUUUUCAGAAAUUAUAAAUUGGGGUCAUUUUUUAGUAGCUAAAUCUAAACAUGAAAUCAUUCAGGCCAUUCACAAGCUUUUUUCCCUUUUGGUAAUAAAUGGCUUAAUUUUAAUCUCAUUUUCCUUUUAAUUUUCCUUUUGACAAUCAAACACUAUGAUACCGUUUUCAGUUUAGUGACAUUUUGGCUAUUAAAAUAUCAUCUUAUAAAAAUUGGGUUUUAUACUGUAAAUGCCUUCAAUAACUUCUCAGUAAGUUUAUUCCUCAUAGGCACUAAAAAAUUGAGAAAAGCAAAGAAAGCAAAUUAAUUUGACGUAUUGCUCACUUUAGGAUAAUAUGCAUUAAGUGAAAGAGUCCUGAGGCAACCCAAAGCACCAAAGCUUUGUCAAUAUUCAAAUUUAAUUUUGAAAAGAUUUUCCCCAGAACCUCUGAUGCAUUGCUUAUGGUUCUACUAUUUCUAUUAUUUUGAGUUAUUGUUUUGGUCCAAAGAAACUUGUAGCUUUAUUUUUUAAAAGCUCUUGUACUAUAACUGUACAUAAAAACAAAAGGAACUGUAAGUUACUUUUGUGUAUUUAUUGCUGAUUUUUAUUGGAUGCUAUAAAUCUAGAAAAGAAUAUUUGAAAAAUUGACUCGCAGAUACGAAAGAAGACUUGCCGUUCACAUUUGAAAAAUAAAACUAUCUUUUGAGCAAUGUUCUAGAAUUUUUUAUUUUUUCGUAACACGGGAAAUACAGUAAAUUGUAUAACUACCGUUGCUAUUAGUUUUCCAUCUAUUAUAUAGUGAUAGAAUAUUAUUGGUUCCCAGGGGCUGAAGAAGAUGGAGAGAAAUUAGGAAAUUGAUUAGGUGGAGGCAGAGAGAAUGACCAUCUCUUGCUUGUAGUAACAGCUCCAAUUUUUUUUAAGGUACUUUGAAACGUAUGCUUAAAUCUGUUGUGUGUAAAUUUAAUCUCUCACAUCUUAUCUAUCAAAAAAGUGAAAGUACUAUGAAGAGAAAUUAGUAAUUCCAUCACAGUGUCAGAGUUCUAACAACGGUUAUUUUAGGAGCAGGCUAUUUGUUGAUACCUUUAUCAAAUUUAGAAAUAUCCUUACUAUUUACAUUUUGAUGAGAAUUUUGAUUUUUAAUUUAUUUUAAACAUUUAUUAAUAUUGGGAUUUGCAGUACUGUCAAUCAGGGACCCUCCACUGCUGAUAGGAAUGUCAACUGAUCCAACCUUUCUGGAAGUCAAUAUGGACAUUUUUUUAAAAAAAGACUAGGACUUUAGCAUCAAUACAAACCAGCAAUUCCACUCCUGGGAAUACACCCCAAGUAUCCAAAAACAAAAUUCAGGAAAGACAUCUGCAGUCCUAUAUUCAUUGCAGCACUACUCACAAUAGCCAAAAUAUGGAAACAACCUAGAUGUCUAAGAACAGAUGACUAGGUAAAGAAACUACAGUACAUGUAUCCAGUGGAAUACUAUUUGGCUAUAAGAAAAGAUCAAGUCAUGCAAUUUUCUCCUAUGCGGAUGUAUCUAGAGAAUAUCAUCAGUUCUUUCUCAGAUGUGGGGUAUAAAGAAACUUUCUAAAACAAUAUCAAAUGUUCAGUGGAGGGUCAGAAGCUAUAGUUCAGUGGGUAGGGCAUUUAUCUUGCACACAGCUGACGCUGGUUCAAUUUUCAGCAUCCCAUAUGGUAUCCUGAGUAUUACCAGGAAUGAUUUCUAAGUGCAGAGUCAGGGAUAACCCCUGAGCUCACCAGGUAUAAUCCAAAAUAGCAAAAAAAGAGAAAAAAAGAACCUAAAAAUAUCGAAGACAGGAUGAACCUCACUCAAGAGCAGACCAGCAGCCAAACCCAGGUUCUUGGGAGCCAGUGACUGAGAUCUCCAAGCCAGCUUGGAUCGGGACUGGGCCUCCUCCUCCCAGGUCCCCAGUUAACCAGUGACUUGGCAGUCACACCCACAAACUGCCCUUGGCGCCAUGUAAUCUCAUCAAUGGCCAAGACCCCAGAGACUAUAAACUAAAGCUCCUGGAAGAGUGUUUGGCAGAAUUUCCAGAGAUUGUACGCUUGUAUUGUACCUCACUAACUUAUCAAAAGUAUCACACAUUUAUUUGGUUUCUAAUAUACUUGCUUGUAUUCUCUUAUAUUCAGGCUCCAGAAUGAAAUACAACAACCCUCACACACUUACCUCUUACUGUGGUGGGAAUGUUUUUGUGGUGGGAUUGGUGUUUGAACAUUAUCUGUAAUGAAUUAUUGUGAACUACUUUUAUGAAAAUAAAAUAUGUAUUUUAAAAAAUGUUCAGAGGAAAUAGAAACGAAGAGCAGGGAAAUUGGUCUUCAGUAGGAAGCUUGCUACAGGGAUGGGGUGUGAGGAGGAGGCAGAUAAAUUAGGGAAAGGAACACUUGCUACAUGCAAGGAAAAGCCGUGAUCCCUGUGUGUACUAUUGCUGCCCCACCCCCUGAUCUUAGUCUUGUUAGAAGCUUAUAAAUUUUAUUUCAAGGAAGUAUCUUAGUUUUGAUCAGUUUUCUGUUUUUCUGUUGUCUGGUCAUUUAUUUCUGCUUGUAAUUUUUCUGUCUUUUUAUUUUUUAUUUGCCCCUUUCCCUCCAAGGUUCCCAAGGUAUUUUAUUUAAGAAUCUUUCCUAAUACAACUGGUCUUUGGAUCUGUAACAUCAUCAUCAUCCCGUUGAUCGUCGAUUUUCUCGAGCAGUCUCAGUAACGUCUCUGUUCCUCCUACCCCUGAGAUUUUAGAAGCCUCUCUUUACUCCUUCCCAAUGAUGCCACAUUGGAGGCUCUUUCAGGGUCAGGGGAAUGAGACCCAUCAUUGUUACUGGUUUUGGCAUAUGAAUACACCACAGGGAGUUUGCCAGGCUCUCCCAUGCGGGCAGGAAACUCUCGGUAGCUUGCCAGGUUCUCCAAGAGGGAGAACUAGGCUAUAAGGGGUUGCGCAGCUGCAAAUGCCAUGCAAAUGCUGUCAUAGAUAUUCAAUUAAAAUUUUAAAAAAGGGGCUGGAGAGAUAGCACAGCGGGUAGGGCGUUUGCCUUGCACGCGGCCGACCCAGGUUCAAAUCCCAGCAUCCCAUAUGGUCCCCUGAGCACGGCCAGGGGUAAUUCCUGAGUGCAGAGCCAGGAGUAACCCCUGUGCAUCACCAGGUGUGACCCAAAAAGCAAAAAUAAAUAAAUAAAUAAA
Sorex araneus (European shrew) is the source of this 8359-nucleotide messenger RNA. It is a transcript of the gene TBC1D32, whose product is annotated as TBC1 domain family member 32. The record is from RefSeq and is a predicted model, not a curated record. Gene Ontology annotation, biological process: non-motile cilium assembly. NCBI's taxonomy places the organism in Eukaryota, Metazoa, Chordata, Mammalia, Eulipotyphla, Soricidae. The coding region runs from base 236 to 4123 and encodes 1295 amino acids. The transcript has 34 exons.